UACAAAACCGUUACACGUCUCUCUCUAUGUAGACAUCUAUCCAUGGUUUCAAUGACGGAUCAGACUCUUCUUCAACCUUUCCUAGCCAAACCCACCACCAAAGGCUUAGCAACGGAAUCGGAUUCAGGUAUUAUUCUGCGGCUUUUCUCUAUACUUCUCGUCGGAGCAAUCUCUUUGUGGGCAAACCAUGAGGCUUCAAAAGGCUUCUCCAUAAGUAUCAUCAAUGAUGCUAAAGAUUCUCCUUCCGGUAAAAGAUUCGCCCUUUUCUUCGAAUCUGAUGAUACGGCAGUGCGGAUAUUGCUCGAUGCAAGCUUCUUUGUGGAGAGGUUUCUCUACGAGGGUGUUCCUCAUCGUCUCCGUAAGCCUGUAAACCACGUUACCGUCCAAUUCUGUGGAAACAGUAGUGAUAGAGUAGAUAGGUUCUCGGUAACUUCAGGUGCAAGUCAUGGAGAGUAUGUGAUCAGAUUAAGCCCAUCUCUCACGGAAAGAAAAAAGUUUAGCAACGCCGUGGAAUCUGCAUUGCGACGUUCUAUGGUUAGAAUAUGGCUAUGGGGAGACGAGUCAGGAGCUUCGCCGGAGCUUGUGGCCGGCAUGGUGGAGUAUUUGGCCGUGGAGAGCCGAAAACGACGUCACUUUGAAAAGUUUGGUGGGAAUUGGAAGGAUAAGGAAAAGUCUGUGUAUGUGGUUAGCUUGUUGGAUUACUGUGAACGACGUAGCGAGGGUUUCAUCCGACGGUUGAACCAUGGGAUGAGACUUAGGUGGGAUGAUCGGACGGUGGAUCUUGCUUCGAGUGGUGCGUGUGGUUCACGCAAGGAUGUGUUGCGUGAGCUUAAGAUGGACGACAGUGGAUUGAUAAUUGAGAGACGAACAUGAUAUGUUCUCGUGCUGCCAUAUUGUAGCACACAUGGCUCCACGUCAUUAUUUCAAUGUGUAUAAUUCAUCUUCUAUAUUCUUA
Arabidopsis thaliana (thale cress) is the source of this 955-nucleotide messenger RNA. RefSeq names its product Plant basic secretory protein (BSP) family protein. The transcript has a single exon. NCBI's taxonomy places the organism in Eukaryota, Viridiplantae, Streptophyta, Magnoliopsida, Brassicales, Brassicaceae. The record is from RefSeq and is marked reviewed. Bases 43 to 873 code for a protein of 276 amino acids.